AUGGAUGAUGCUCCCUCUGUACAAAGUGUUGGCCAUCAUUUACAUGCCAGGGGUCGUGUUGCGAGUUUGGUGUCGACGAGCUUGGAGGGGGAUAAAGUUCUGCCCAUCGUCCUCAACAAGACGCAUUUCGUCGGUCGGAAGUCUUCCUGCGACCUUGUCAUCCCGCAUCGGGCCGUUUCUUCAACCCAUUUCAAAGUCUACACGGUCCAAUUCGACGCGGCUCACGACCCUUUAAUCUACAUUCAAGACCUGUCUCUCAACGGAACCUACCACAACGGCCACAAGCUCGGGAAGGACCAAUGUGCUCUUCUAACCGAUGGUGAUGAACUGGAAGUGCGUCAUGCAGCCACGUUUAAGUUCAAUCAAAAGAUGCACUACGAGAACAAGUUGGGGAAGAUUGUCGAGGCGGAUGCACGGGGGUUUGAGAGUGAGUGGAAGUUGACGAAGAGACUCCUCGGCACAGGGGGGUUUGCGAAGAUCUACAUGGCAACUUCAACAACUACCCACCGUCAAUACGCAUGCAAAGUCAUGGACCUCACCCAUGCUCGCCAGAAGGGGAUCAAGUACAUCCAGGAGAUCGAGAUUCUCUCCUCACUCUGCCAUCCCAAUGUAGUCGGUGUGCAUAAAUGUUAUAUUACUUCGUCUCACAUUUACAUCUUUGAGGACUUAGUCAGCGGCGGCGACUUGUUCUCCUGGUUCGCAGAGCGCGGUGUCGUCGGCGAAGUGGAGUGUAUGUUUGUCAUCUGGCAAGUGUUGAAAGCGUUGGAGUAUUUGCAUGAAAGGAAUAUUGCACAUCGUGACUUAAAGUUGGAAAAUAUCCUUAUCUCGAGUUCGGAGCCGGGGUUCAGAGUCGUGUUGACCGACUUUGGUGUUGCGAGGCAGUGGGAAGACGCUAGGAGGAUGAGUACGAUUGUUGGAACUCCCGAGUAUGCCGCUCCUGAGAUGAGUCGUCGCGAGAAGGGGAAGCGCGGGUAUGGGAAGGAGAUUGAUUUGUGGAGUUUGGGCGUGAUUGUACAUGUUCUCCUCUCAGGUCAUCAGCCCUUCUCCUCGACCUCUCAAACCGACUCUCGCUCCCAAAUUGCUCAACGGAUACAAUCUACCGAUCUCGAUCUCAACUCUUGGGAAUGGGAAGAGAUUUCCCUCGAAGCGAAGGAUUUCGUGCAUCGACUCCUGGUCCGAAACCCGGCUUACCGAAUGAGCGUCGAGGAAGCCUUCGAGCAUCCCUGGUUAGCACGGUAUAGAGCGGAGUUAGAGGCGUUGUACGAUGAGAAGGUCAUGAAAGGCUGGAACGCGUCUCCGAGUAACAAAAAAUGGAUUGAGACGAAGAUGGUCGGCGGUGAUGGUGAUACAGAAAUGAGCGAAGCAGACGGUUUCGUGAGUGGUGGUAAGAUGGCACGGAAGGCGGCCGAAGACGAAGAGGCGGAGAGGGAGAGGAGGGAGAGGAAGAGGAGGAUGAGUAAAGUUGGGGAGGCGAAUGCUAGUUGGGGAUUUGUUGGUGCCAAUGUGGAACCGAAGGGGUUGGGACAUGGUCCUUUGAGAGAUGUUCCGGGCAAGAGGAGUAAUCGGAUAAGUCUGAGUGAGGAUAGGCAGGUUGGGGGUGGAGGGUAUGUGAAGAGUGGGUAUUUCGGGAAGUGA
Molecule: messenger RNA, 1635 nt
Organism: Saitoella complicata NRRL Y-17804
Lineage: Eukaryota; Fungi; Ascomycota; Saitoellomycetes; Saitoellales; Saitoellaceae
Product: Pkinase-domain-containing protein
Exons: 7
Coding region: 1-1635 (544 amino acids)
Biological process (GO): protein phosphorylation
Molecular function (GO): ATP binding; protein binding; protein kinase activity
Source: RefSeq, a predicted model, not a curated record